UUCUCCUUUCGUCUUGAGUAGCUUUCUGGGAUCGUGGGGGUUUUGUUUUUCAAAAAUGGCGGAAAAGAUUGAGAAGACGAUUUAUGUCGGCUCGUUCCUCCACUGUGCAUCUCUCGCCGAGCUGGAUUACUGUGAGUCUGGCAUGAUCGGAGUCGACGAACAUGGAAAGAUUGCAUUCAUAACACGUGACGUCGACGGGCAACAAGUCCCAAUACCUCCCGGCUGGGAAUCCGCCAGAACGAUAAUCCUCACCGGCGAAGGCUUCUUCUUCCCGGGCUUCAUCGACACCCACAUCCACGCCUCGCAAUACCCCAACGCCGGCGUCUUCGGAAAAUCGACCCUCCUCGACUGGCUAAACACAUAUACCUUUCCCCUCGAAUCCAGCUUCACCGACCUCAAAACCGCCGCGCGGAUCUACAACCGUGUUGUAGCCCGCACGCUCAGUCAUGGAACCACAACCGCAACAUACUACGCAACUAUCCACGUCCCAGCCACCAACCUCCUCGCCGACAUCUGCCUCUCUCGCGGACAAAGAGCGUUCAUUGGUCGUGUCUGCAUGGACUCCGCCCUCAGCCCCGAUUUCUACCGCGACGCAUCUCCCGAAGAAAGUCUCUUCUCAACAGAAGCCUGCAUUUCGCACAUCCGCUCCAUCGACCCGGACUUCUCCCUCAUCUCCCCCAUCAUAACACCUCGUUUCGCACCUUCCUGUUCCCUCGAAAGCAUGACGGCCCUUGGGGAGCUCCACGCUGCCAGCGGUAUUCCCGUACAGACCCACAUCUCCGAAAACCUUGACGAAUGUGCUCUCGUCGCUCGCAUGUUCCCCGACCACGCCUCUUACGCCGAUGUUUACGAUAGCUGUGGACUCCUCUCCUCCCGCACUAUCCUCGCGCACGCCAUUCACCUCUCACCCGCCGAACGCAACCUAAUCCGCGAACGGGACGCCAAAAUAUCACACUGUCCGGCGUCCAACACGGCUUUAACAUCCGGCACAGCCAAAGUCCGAGAUUUACUCAACGAAGGCCUCACAAUCGGACUCGGGACAGAUGUCUCUGGCGGCUGCACACCGAGUCUCCUCAAUCAAGCCCGCGAAGCAAUCUACGUUUCCCGACACGUAGCCAUGUCUCCCGGACAAGAUGCCGCGAAAUUGAGUGUGGCGGAAGCACUGUACCUCGCGACUCGGGGUGGGGCGAAAGUCGUGGGUCUGGAAGACAGGGUCGGCGGCUUCGAGGUUGGUAUGGACUGGGAUGCGCAGAUGGUAAGGUUCGCGAGAGUGGGCGAGCAAGUGGAGUUGGGAAAGGAGAGUGAGGGGUUGGUGGAGAUUUUCGGGAAUGAGAGUUGGGAGGAUAAAGUGGCGAAGUGGUUGUAUACGGGGGAUGAUCGGAAUACCGUUGCGGUGUGGGUGAGGGGGAGGCUGGUGCAUUGGAGGGAAGGGUGGACGGGGUAG
Molecule: messenger RNA, 1444 nt
Organism: Zymoseptoria tritici IPO323
Lineage: Eukaryota; Fungi; Ascomycota; Dothideomycetes; Mycosphaerellales; Mycosphaerellaceae
Exons: 1
Coding region: 56-1444 (462 amino acids)
Biological process (GO): guanine catabolic process
Cellular component (GO): cytosol
Molecular function (GO): guanine deaminase activity; zinc ion binding
Source: RefSeq, a predicted model, not a curated record